This is a messenger RNA of Bacidia gigantensis, 567 nucleotides long. RefSeq lists its product as uncharacterized. Gene Ontology annotation, cellular component: cytosol; cytoplasm; nucleus. The record is from RefSeq and is a predicted model, not a curated record. Gene Ontology annotation, biological process: dTDP biosynthetic process; dUDP biosynthetic process; dTTP biosynthetic process. Gene Ontology annotation, molecular function: dTMP kinase activity; ATP binding. Bases 1 to 567 code for a protein of 188 amino acids. NCBI's taxonomy places the organism in Eukaryota, Fungi, Ascomycota, Lecanoromycetes, Lecanorales, Ramalinaceae. The transcript is spliced from 2 exons.
AUGCCAUCAGACUCAAGAGGAGCUCUCAUAGUAAUUGAGGGCCUUGACAGAGCCGGCAAGUCGACUCAGCAUGGACGCUUGUGCGAGCAUCUCGAGUCUGCUGGACAUUCUGUCAAGAAAUUGAGAUUUCCUGGUAAUCCAACCCACGCUACCACCACUACGCAAGAUAGAGACACAUCCAUCGGCACGUCAAUCUCGUCCUAUCUGAAAGGCGCUUCAAACCUCGAAGAUCAUGUAAUCCAUCUCCUCUUCUCGGCAAAUCGCUGGGAAGCUACGCCGGGCAUCAUUCGAGCUAUUGAAGCCGGCACAAGCGUUGUAGUUGACCGAUACUACUACAGCGGCAUAGUCUACUCGGCUGCUAAGAAAGCCGCAGGCAUCUCGUUACAAUGGGCGAAGGCACCCGAUGUGGGACUUCCAAAGCCCGAUCUGGUUGUCUUCUUAGACCUUGAUCAAGCAACAGCAAAGGCUCGAGGUGGCUAUGGCGAAGAAAGAUAUGAAAAUGAGGAGAUGCAGAAGAGGGUCAGGGAGCUUUUUUUUCGAAGUCAUUCGAGUGGAGGGGAAAGGUGA